Messenger RNA from Larimichthys crocea (large yellow croaker), 1836 nucleotides. RefSeq lists its product as uncharacterized. NCBI's taxonomy places the organism in Eukaryota, Metazoa, Chordata, Actinopteri, Sciaenidae. The record is from RefSeq and is a predicted model, not a curated record. Bases 6 to 995 code for a protein of 329 amino acids. The transcript is spliced from 6 exons.
UUAAUAUGGGGAGCAACACCCCCCCUCCCCCCGUGGCUCAACAGGUGCAGACACCUCUCUUCCAAGCCAGGCGAUUCAGCAACUGGGGCGGGCCGAAAGGAAAGAGAAGACCAAAACCAUCGUCCCAUCGUGUAAUUACAUUUUAUAAGGACGUAAUAUUGCUCUGCAGCCCCCGGGACAAAAAAGUCCCAAAGCAACAAAUGAAGGCCGUGUUACAUGAAAAGGGCCACAUCGUGAGUGCACUGGAAGUGGAUAAAACAUGGGACCACACGACCCUGCUACUCCAACUGCGUCAGGCGUUUGAUGGGAAGAUUCCUGCAGGAGCAAGUCUGGAGAUGCUUAUGCCGUGUGGGAACAAACUGGUUACACCCAAGCUUAGCAGAGGUCAGCAGUUAGACGCUUCUAUGGUGCACAAGAUCUUCAGAAGAGCUCCGCUGUAUAUUAGGCCGUCAGUAGCCCUGGAGCCUACGAUGAAGGAAGGCUGUGAUUCAAGUACAGAGGAAGAUGACUGGGUGGAAGAGGAGGACAUGUUUGUCCCAGCCACUGCAGUUGCCCAGGCUUCAUGCAGCACCGAACAGAAAGCCCAAGCUUCUUCAUCGCAGCCCUCCACUAGUGACCAGACCCCUAAUUGUUGGCCAUACUCUAGACCUCACCUCUAUGCCCCAGCCACUGCAGUUGCCCAGGCUUCAUGCAGCACCCAACAGGAAGUCCAAAUGUUCUCAUCACAGCCCUCCACUAGUGACCAGACCCCUAAUCGUUGGCCGGACCCCAGACCUCAAGUCUAUGCCCCAGCCACUGCAGUUGCCCAGGCUUCAUGCAGCACACAACAGAAAGCCCAAGCUUCUUCAUCACAGCCCUCCACAAGGGACCAGACCCCAAGUCAAUGUCAAAACGAUUAUGGAACGUACAUCGACCUCAUACAUGAGACAUCAGAUGAAGAUAAUGAUGAUGACCUGUACAGUGCUAUCAUUGCCAGUAUUGAGGAUCAGACGUAAGUGUUUUGUGUCUUACUACAGUAAAGAUUUCGCUGUGUAAAGUGUAGAACUGUAGGCUUUGGCAGAGUGGAAGUUUGACAAUAAUUAGAAAAUACAGUGCAGACUAUAAGCAUUCAGACUGACACUUUUUACAGUAGCCAACGUUCUGCUUUAAUUUGAAUGUAUUUACAUUAAUGUCAGCUAAACAGUGUUGGAGCCCUUUUUCUGAAAGUUGAUCAGUGAACCCUUAAAGACAGAACCACUCUCACUCUUUGACCCCUGUCAUUGUUAAUGUAAGCACAGUUACUGAUUGAUCUGUCAUUCUUACUUUUAGGGCCAAAAGAGACAUCCCAUUAGUCAAAUAUUGAAUGAACUCAGUGACAAAAUUGAUAGCCUGCAAGUGUGCAAGUUCAACAUCAAUUGUUCUGCAGUCCUCGAUGGAGCAAUAAGGGGGUUCAGACGGCUCUCCUAUGACCCAAAUAAGAAGAUGUCCGUAAAGUUUUCUGAUGACAGGGGAACCACGGAGGAGGCUGUGGACCUCGGUGGCCCUCGCCGAGAGUUUCUACGCCUGCUGAUGGAAACACUGGCAGAGUCAGACAUGUUUGAAGGACCAGAGGGACACCUCAACUUGGCUCUCAGUUCCUCUGCUGUGCGGGAGGACAGAUAUUUCAUAGCUGGCAUAGCAAUUGCUGUCAGCCUGGUUCAUGGAGGCCCUCCACCAUGUUUCCUCUCGAGAACGCUCUUUGCCUGCAUAGCAGAGGGACCUGAUGGAUGUAGGCCUGUACUGGAGGACAUUACAGACAUGGAACUCUAUAGUAAACUAAAACAGGUUUGUAGAGAGUUUAUUUUGUUGCUAAUACCA